CUUCACAUAAUCAAGCUCAGUUCCACUACGAUCAGUUGUUUUUGUUUUUUUAAACUUAGUUUGGUAUUUGUUUUCAGUAAAAAAAAAUGGCGGUCGAUGAUUCCUUCAAAAAACCUGGAGCUGUUCCUUUUAAGUGGGAGAUCCGACCCGGUGUUCCGAAGCUCCAACAACGUGAACUAUCGUCACACAAAGAGAAACAACAGAAACAGAGGCAGCCACCGCCGCCGUUGCCACCACCAGCGUCGCCUUUUAUAAACCAACGUUCGUUCCCAACUCCUCCACCCGGGAUACAGCCUAAAGUACAAAAGCUUAAACCCCCACCAGCUGGAUCCUACUACAUCUUAUCUCCUGAGCCCCGGAGUCACUCUUUUAGGUCUACCCCACGUACCCGAUCCGGGAGUUUCCGGUUCGACCAGCCUGCCCGACUCCGGCCCGAAUGUGUUCAAACGGGGUGCUUCCCGUCGCCCUUGCUUAGGCGAAAAGGGAGCAAGAGGAGGACACAAAAACUCGAACCUGAACCUGAUUAUGUUUCGGACCUUGAGACACGGUCGCGAUGGUCGGUGUCGAGCCGAAGGUCGGUUUCACCAUUCUACAGCUCGCCGGCUUCAUCCUUUUCAUCAUUCAGGUCAUCGCCCCGACCUGUGGCUGAUGUUGAAUGGGCCGGGUUUGGAUUUUUUUGAGAGAAAAAGAAUUAGCUUGUAUAGUUGUUUAGUGAGAAAGUAAUCAAAUCAUGCCUAUUAUAUAAAGGUAUGUGAAAUGGGGUAAUUUGUUACUUCCAUUUAUCCCUAUCACAGGCACAAUUGAUAUUGCGCCCAGUAAAAUUGGAAUGUAAUCCCAAGGUUUUGCCGAAAAUUCAACAGUCCAACUCUUUUUUUAUA
Molecule: messenger RNA, 878 nt
Organism: Gossypium raimondii (Peruvian cotton)
Lineage: Eukaryota; Viridiplantae; Streptophyta; Magnoliopsida; Malvales; Malvaceae
Exons: 1
Coding region: 87-680 (197 amino acids)
Source: RefSeq, a predicted model, not a curated record